AGGAUUGCAGGAUUUGUCGUACUUCAAGUGCAUUACGCAUUAGCAGCUCUCAAGCUUAACACAUCUUCAUACAGUCCAUCAGUUCGUUUUCGACUCUCUGGGCUCCCAUCAAAUGCAUCGGAGCAGUUGGACUGCCAUCUACUUCAGCCUGAAUUCCUGGGAGCAUCUCUGUGGUCAGACAGUGCAGACUGCGAGGUUGCAGUGUUUGCAGACUCCUCUUGCUCGCAGCUGAUCGAGUCAAGUUCAAGCUCCUACGAGGGUGAUGAGUUGAAGCGCCACUUGCUGCUAGCUGAACCCUUUGACAUUUGGGUUCCUGGACACAGGCAGGCUAGCUGCUUCAAGCUGAGCCUUCCCAGUGCUUUAGUGGAUGGCAUGGAGCACAUGAAGGCACUGACUUCUUCCAUAGCCGUGCGGCGCGGUGAAAUGUUUGACGCUAGCUUUGUUGUGCGUGUGCUUGAGCCAACGACCAGGCUGGAGAUCAUUGUCUUUCGCCGAUAUGGGCCAGGUAUGCAAUCAGACUCGGCCAUCAUUGCAGUUGGAUGCGUGUUUGCUGUACUCUGCAUGGUGCAUGCCGCCGGCGUGGCGCAAACCGAGCGUAUCAGACGCAACUCUCUUGGUCCUGUGAAGCGUGCGUCAGUGGACGCCAAGCUGAUGCAGGAUGCGUCGCCCUUGGCCAACUUCUUCCUGGGAAUAUGCCUCUCACUUGAGUUCUGCCUUGUUACCCUCUAUUUGGUCACGCAUGACUUUGCAAGCCUGUCGACGAUGGUAUGCACACUCUUUGCCCUGCUCAUGCCAGCGACUUUUGUGCCAUUGUUGCUCUGCCGCGAUGGUCCUGACAGGACAGAGUGGCUGGAAGACUACCGGCCGCAGAGGCUGAUGCAAGCCGAGUCGCUACGCCUCACAGCUCGGCACGCGAUCGAGAAUGUCUGCAAGUUCCUAGUUUUUCCUGUGAUGUCCCUGUUCGCCAUGCUACAGCGAUGCCCAGGUGGGCGCUUAUGCCUUACCAGCUCGCUAGUAUCCGCUAUGGCAAUCAUAUCUAGAGGCCUGAUGUCGCCACCCAUCUAUUUCGCAAUAUCCGGGGCAGCAAAGGACAAACCGGCCAUGAUGGCUGUCUACACGCAACUACUUGUAUUCCAGUGCAGUCUUCCAAUUGUAUUGCUCAUUAUUGCUGACCUGGCAAUGCAACCAGACCCUCAUGCCGCUAGUGAUCCGGUGGUGGGACUAACACUGACUUGCACACUGCUGCUUCUUUGCCGACAACUUGCAUUGUAUUGCGCCCGGGUGCAAAUCAAGGAAGAGUGCGAAGAAAUUGGUUUGAAGGUGGACGAUGAGUCGUCUUGCGUGAUCCUUCCCGAGCCAGUGGAUCACUCUGUAGAUAGAAUCGAAACACAUGAUGUUGGACUUCAAACAGAAGUGCUGGAAGAAGCUUAUCUCCAGAUUUAUGGACACAGGAGUAGCAGGAGUAGCCGGCGAAGUUCCGAAGUUCAAUCAGAAGCUCUAGAGUCAUCUUAUCCUGAGAGUCAGGCGGAGGUAAGCAAUCCAGCCAUCGAUGACAUGAAGACUCUGCAAAUCCCCUAUGAGGCUGGAAAUGCCUCGCCCGUGGACAUCAGGAAUGGCAUUUUCGAUUGCCCAACCAUCACAUAUCCUCCUCAGGCCAUGAGCCAUCAGAUCAGCCAACAUCCUCACCGAGAUCGACAUGAGGACAACAAGGAAAUCGUGGAAGCAGACCCGACUGGCAGGCUGCCUGGGAAGGCCAUGAGCCAUCAGAUCAGCCAACAUCAACACCGAGAUCGACAUGAGGACAACAAGGAAAUCGUGGAAGCAGACCCGACUGGCAGGCUGCCUGGGAAGGCCAUUAGUCACCAGAUCAGCCAACAUCAACACCAAGAUCGCAAUGAGGACAACGAGGAAAUCGUGGAAGCUGACCCGACUGGCAGGCUGCCUGGGAAGGAACUGCUUCGCAGACUUUCAAGAAUAUCUGAGCAGUUUCUGCAUGUGAAGGCAAACUCAAACGAGUGGCAGGCAGCACCCCGCAAGAAACAGAGAUCGAGAUGGAGCUUGGAGGAACGAACUACUCACAAGGUGCUCGAAUGCCCUCGGUUCCCUGCACGCGAUCAGGAUCGGCAAGUCAAGAAAAAGAAGAAGCACAAGGAAGGUGUUUUAGAGAAAGAAUGACGCCUGCAGGCGCGUUUGCAUGAUGCCUUCAAGAAUUUGUACAAUUUGCAGCGCUUUUGCUGCCAUGUAUAAAGGCAAACCGCGUGCAAGAUUCAUGCGCAGUUGCGCCCUUGCGCAAACAAGAUGCGCAAGCCUGGCGCCAAAUUUUGUGUACAUGUCUCCCCAGCGGCUUUGAUUGCCAAAGGCAAGCGUGCCUGCUCCGAGACUACUGCUUUGUGUGAAGUCUGUUCUGAGUGGUGCAGUGUCUGUACAGCCAUCUUUGUGGAAGACCACUCUCGUCCGGGCCGACACAGGUAAAGCCAACACAUCCACAAC
This is a messenger RNA of Effrenium voratum, 2490 nucleotides long. Lineage: Eukaryota; Dinophyceae; Suessiales; Symbiodiniaceae. The record is from the annotation of a GenBank genome assembly.